AUGGGCAGGCAUAUGGAUACCAUCGAAGAGAUCUCGUAUCUCACCAAUCAGACAGUGACCAUCGAAACGGAGCGGACGGACACCAACAUUGCGAAAUGCCACCUUCAAGAGCAGUCGAAGCUAUUCGGUCUUCCGAAAGAACUCCGUGACAAGAUCUUCACGUAUACGACCUGGUCCAAAGACAUCGACUACGGCGCUGGCUUACCUGGCUUCGAGAAACACACCGACCGUCGUGCCCGUCUCGGCAAGACCACCAGCACAACUUUCCUUCUGACAUGUCGCCGCGCAUGGCUGGAGGCUAGUCAUCUCCCGAUGCGCCAGGCUGUUACCACCGCGGGUGGUGUUAUUCUGGGCGGAUUCACUCUUGAGCUCACGCCUAACAACCGCCUCAACUUCGACAAAGUCCCUCUCUUCGUCAGCAUCGGUUCCACCAAGCCUUUCGAUGCACGCACGCUCAUAAGCUUACUCGGCACUCAUGGGAUGUGCCCCAAGAUGUUGACCAUCACAUGCUACUUCGAGACAUCGUGA
Messenger RNA from Saxophila tyrrhenica, 528 nucleotides. RefSeq lists its product as uncharacterized. The record is from RefSeq and is a predicted model, not a curated record. The coding region runs from base 1 to 528 and encodes 175 amino acids. The transcript has 2 exons. NCBI's taxonomy places the organism in Eukaryota, Fungi, Ascomycota, Dothideomycetes, Mycosphaerellales, Extremaceae.